This is a messenger RNA of Liolophura sinensis, 1735 nucleotides long. Its product is annotated as lipid droplet-associated hydrolase-like. The record is from RefSeq and is a predicted model, not a curated record. Bases 216 to 1187 code for a protein of 323 amino acids. Gene Ontology annotation, cellular component: lipid droplet. The transcript is spliced from 4 exons. NCBI's taxonomy places the organism in Eukaryota, Metazoa, Mollusca, Polyplacophora, Chitonida, Chitonidae. Gene Ontology annotation, molecular function: lipase activity. Gene Ontology annotation, biological process: lipid storage.
AUUUCGAACUGAGGUAAGGCAUAUUUUUAUUUCUCGUUGUUAUGGGGAACCACGAGCACCCGAAUGAUGUUGCUGUUGUUGUCGUUGUGGCAGGACAAGUCGUGUGGGCCUAACAAGGGACUUGGCUGUUUUAUGGUGGAAGUUGUGACAGUUGUACUGUAACGCUGUCAGCAAGUACAACAGUCAGUGACGACAGCCAGAAGAGGUAGUACACCAUGGCUGAUGAAGGAUCUCAUUGGUCAUCUGACUUUGUGCCCAUUAUGGACAUGCCCACCCAUGUCAUGAAAUGUGGACAGUUACCUCCCUUAGCAGAACAAUCAGACACUCCAAGUCCAAACCCUCGGUUCUUGUUUUUGGUCAUUCCUGGUAAUCCAGGUAUCAUAGGUUAUUACCAGGUGUUCAUGGAGGAACUGUGGAGGUUAUCUGGAUGUUCUGUACCAGUUUGGGGGAUUUCCAAUGGAGGCCAUGUGGCUAUUCCUAACUCCAACAACAACCUGGAUUUAGUUAAGACGUCCUACCAAGUCUGUUCUCUACAAGGACAAAUCAAACACAAGGUGGCAUUUGUGAAGGAACAUGUUCCCCAGGAUGUAAAAGUCGUUCUGAUUGGCCAUUCCAUCGGGUGCUACAUGAUUCUUCACAUGAUGUCUGGUCUGCGGGACAGCCACCACGUUUUGCGCGCCUUCCUUCUAUUCCCGACCAUUGAGAGAAUGGCGGAGUCGCCCAAAGGUCAGAUCGCCACACCCCUGUUGAAAUAUUUGCGUUGGUUGGGUUUGGGGAUUGUGUAUAUCCUAUCAUACCUCUCCCCUCAUCUGCAGUAUCGGAUGAUUCUCUGGUACUUCCGUGACCGCCAUGUUCACGGGUCAGUGUAUAACGCAUCUAUGAACCUCUUUGACCCGUUCACUGUGGGCAAUGUCAUCUACAUGGCUCUGCAAGAGAUGUUAACAGUUAAGGAACUGGACGUAGCUUUGGUACAGGAACAUUUGCCUAAGCUCAAAUUCUACUAUGGUGUCGAAGACUACUGGUGUCCCCAGAAGUAUUAUCGCGAGAUGAAGGCCAAGUUUCCUCACGCCGACGUGCGCAUUUGUGAGAAAGGCCUAGAUCAUGCGUUUGUGAUUGAUUCCAGUGAGGAUAUGGCUGCGAUUCUCUGGGAUUGGUUCAAACCUGACCUUCAUAAGGCGGUAGAUUAAGUGAAGUUUGAAACAAAGAGAUUCAGACCAAUUUCAUGAAAUGGCUUUGUACGAUGUCUGACAGCUGGGGGUUCUCUAAUAUAUCUGGAAGCUCAGAACCCUUUCUCUUGUAUGUCAUUCCCUAACAAUUCAAACGGCCGUUGGUGGGAAGGUCAGGCAGCAACCUGCCUAUAGUUGUGGGUUUCAGCCGGUUUCCUCCCACAGUAAUGCUGGCCUCUGUCAUACAAUUGAAAUAUUCUUGAGUACGACCAGUAACACCAGUCAAAUGAAAUAAAUGAAAAAACAAUUCAAAUUGGGCAUAGAUAAUGCUUUAUAGCUAUUGAGUUUUUAUAAGCCUGGGAUUAACCACUGGACAUUGACUGACCAUGCCAUGCUUUAUAACGUGUAUUAUGUUGCUCCUAAAUUGGAUUUAGGACUUCAGGUUCAGGAGUUACUUCCCUUUUCAUGUGACAAAAAAUGUGCUUAGUUUGAAAGGGGGUAAAAUUGGGCGCCUGAGAAAAGGCGAUACCUAGUACAUGUAUUUACUACGUGCAAUAUGUUUUUUUCAU